This is a messenger RNA of Alligator sinensis (Chinese alligator), 1177 nucleotides long. RefSeq names its product phospholipase A2 inhibitor and Ly6/PLAUR domain-containing protein-like. The coding region runs from base 226 to 897 and encodes 223 amino acids. The record is from RefSeq and is a predicted model, not a curated record. Gene Ontology annotation, molecular function: phospholipase inhibitor activity. The transcript is spliced from 7 exons. Gene Ontology annotation, cellular component: extracellular region. NCBI's taxonomy places the organism in Eukaryota, Metazoa, Chordata, Crocodylia, Alligatoridae.
UGACACAACCCAUCUUCAAAAGGCAAGAGGAAGCCAGCUUGACACUCAGAGGAGUCAAGGUAGAUGGAGAGACAGGUCACCUCUCUCGUCUCCAGAACAGGAUCCUCUCCAUCUGCACUCUAGGACCCACCUCAAAGCCCUGGUCAGUGCAACUUGGAUUCGGCAUUAAGAGUGUCUGCUGUACCAAAGAACCUCCCCUGAGCCCAACCACCUUUUGCUCCUGUGAUGAAGGUUCCUAUCAUCCUCCUCUUCCUCUCUACUCUCCUGGUUGCAGGGACCUGCCUGGAAUGUGAGGUUUGCAGUGGUAUAGGCAACACCUGCAAUGGUAAAAUGAUGGCCUGCAGCUCUGGAGAAGACAGCUGCUUCAUUGCUCUGGUAGAGUUACCAGGAAGCUUUGGCUCAGUGAAGUACAUCCAGACUAUGAAGGGCUGCGUGACUUCCCGUGUCUGUGGACGGAGUCCAGCCAUCUUUCAUUCUUCAGUGACAUAUAGGUUAGCCUUCACCUGCUGCACCGGGGACUCCUGCAAGCACACCUCUGUUCAACUGCCUGCAGAGAACAUCAUCCCCAAUGGGCUGUACUGCCCCACCUGUGUAACAACUGGGGAUACAAAUGAUUGCAGUAUUGCAAGGGUGGCUUGCACUGGAGAGGAGACUGAAUGCCUGCACUUAGCUGAACCAGUUUCAUCGGAUCCUGGUGCUGCCAAGCCCCCAACACCCCACAAAGGCUGUGCAACACCACCAACCUGCAACCUCGGAGAUGCCAUCAAAAAGUUUGGUAUCCUGGUAGACCUACAGACGUGCACAAAACCCACUGCAUUUGCCAGCUCAGCCGCAGGACGUGGCAGACUCCUGCUCCCAUCCUUCAUUGGGCUGAUCCUAGCAAUGCUUCUUGUCUGAGCCUCAGCCCAUGUAAAGGCAAUGAAGCCCAGAGUGCCCACUCUGCAACCACUCUGCCAUGCCUUGCCCUGGUGCCCUUGGGCUCCACACCAGUUUGAUUCUCUGAUGGUUCAUUAAAGGGAAUGAGGGAAGAGACAUGUUGAGCUGCCUGGGUCUGGCUUGGAGCACAAGUUUUGCAGUGACCAGAGCCAGGCCAGCUCAGCUCAGUGGAGACCUGCAGCCUUGGAUUUGAUCCCAGUGUCAUUGUUCAGACAGAAACUAUAUCAUGUAUGUGUGUCCG